Messenger RNA from Drosophila eugracilis, 2160 nucleotides. RefSeq names its product T-complex protein 1 subunit beta (gene CCT2). Gene Ontology annotation, molecular function: ATP hydrolysis activity; ATP binding; ATP-dependent protein folding chaperone. The coding region runs from base 123 to 1730 and encodes 535 amino acids. Gene Ontology annotation, cellular component: cytosol; chaperonin-containing T-complex. Gene Ontology annotation, biological process: protein folding. The record is from RefSeq and is a predicted model, not a curated record. The transcript has 4 exons. NCBI's taxonomy places the organism in Eukaryota, Metazoa, Arthropoda, Insecta, Diptera, Drosophilidae.
UUAUAUUAACCAGUUAUUUUAAAGUAAUCGAUAGGUUUGGUUCCACCAUUUUGUCGCUUUGUUGCGUUGCGUGUGGUAUUCGAAAAUUCUGUGAUCAAAAACCGACUAAUUACACAUAGAAAAUGGAGAUGUCCUUGAAUCCCGUGCGCGUGCUCAAGAAUGAGGCGCAGGAGGAGAAGGCCGAAAUGGCCCGCCUGUCCUCGUUCAUUGGCGCAAUCGCCAUUGGGGAUCUGGUGAAAAGUACCCUCGGCCCCAAGGGCAUGGACAAGAUCCUGGUAGCCACCGGACGCAAUGCCGGUCAGGUGGAGGUAACUAACGAUGGUGCCACCAUUCUGCGUGCUGUUGGUGUCGACAAUCCGGCUGCCAAAAUCCUGGUUGAUAUGUCGCGUGUCCAGGAUGAGGAAGUGGGCGAUGGUACCACCUCAGUCACCGUUCUGGCCUCUGAACUGCUUCGUGAGGCUGAGAAGCUGGUCGAACAGAAACUGCAUCCACAGAUCAUCGUCUCUGGCUGGCGUCAGGCCACCCAGGUGGCUCUGGAGGCGCUCACCGCCGCCGCCCAGGACAACUCGGCCAGCGACGAGAAGUUCCGCAACGAUCUUCUGAACAUUGCCCGCACCACCCUCUCUUCGAAGAUCCUGCAUCAGCACAAGGACUUCUUCGCCAAUCUGGCGGUGGAUGCCGUGUUGCGUCUGAAGGGCUCUGGCGAGCUCAGGUCCAUACAGAUCAUCAAGAAGUCUGGCGGCACACUGGGAGAUUCCUUCCUGGACGAGGGCUUCCUGCUGGACAAGAAGCCCGGAGUGCACCAGCCACAGCGAAUUGAGAAUGCCAAAAUUCUGAUUGCCAACACCCCCAUGGACACCGACAAGAUCAAGGUGUUUGGCAGCAGCAUCAAGGUUGAUUCGCUCGCCAAGAUCGCCGACUUGGAGAUGGCCGAGAAGGAGAAGAUGAAGGAAAAGGUCGACAAGAUCCUCAAGCACGAGUGUAAUGUGUUCAUCAACCGACAGUUGAUCUACAACUACCCGGAGCAGCUGUUCGCCGAUGCCCAAGUGAUGUCCAUCGAGCAUGCCGAUUUCGAUGGUAUCGAGCGUCUGGCCUACUGCACCGGCGGCGAGAUUGUCUCUACCUUCGAAAAUCCCUCACUGGUGAAACUGGGCGAAUGUGAUGUCAUCGAGCAGGUUAUGAUUGGCGAGGACACGCUUUUGCGUUUCAGCGGUGUGAAGCUAGGCGAGGCUUGUACCAUUGUGAUCCGUGGCGCCACCCAGCAGAUCCUGGACGAGGCUGACCGCUCCUUGCACGACGCCCUGUGCGUGCUGGCGGCUACUGUUAAGGAAUCGCGCAUCAUCUUUGGUGGCGGCUGCUCCGAGGCGCUGAUGGCCACCGCCGUUUUGAAGAAGGCGGCCGAGACACCCGGCAAGGAAGCCAUCGCCAUUGAGGCCUUUGCCCGUGCCCUGCUGUCUCUGCCUACGGCCAUUGCCGACAAUGCUGGUUACGAUUCCGCUCAGCUAAUCUCAGAGCUGCGUGCCGCCCACGCUCAAGGCAAGCAAACUCUGGGUCUGGAUAUGGAGCUGGGCAAGGUGGCCGAUGUCCGUGAACUAGGCAUCACCGAGUCCUUUGCCGUGAAACGCCAGGUCCUGAUGUCCGCCUCCGAGGCUGCCGAAAUGAUCCUGCGUGUGGACAAUAUCAUUCGGUGCGCUCCACGCCGACGUGUUCCCGACAGGGGCUACUGCUAGGCGCUUAAGUAUUCUUGUUCUAGGAUCCUAUUUUUUUUAAUUACGAACUCUCGUUUAACAUCAUCGCUAAUCUAUACGUUUUGUUUACACAAAUAACCCACACACCACACAUUAGCAUAUAUAUUACACAUCCACACCAAAAAUCGCACACCUUCUCGCUUAAAUUGUCCCUUUCGUGUAAUUCUUCUACUUAAUUGUGAAACAAAUUAAUAUGUUGCAAGCCGAGCUUUUGAUUCGAUGAGUGGAUAUGAGUGCGAUCAAACCAAAACAUUUCAAAAAUGUCUAAAACUCCAUCAAACCAACAAAUAAACAAACUUGUAAAUGAAUACAAUUUUUGUAAACAUUUGAUGUGUGCAAAUUGAAGACCAUUAAACAGCAAAGAAAAAAAAAACGGAAUAAAUGAUAUAUAUUUAUGCUUAACAAAACUAAA